GGGGAUAGAAAUGAAAAUGGUAGACCAUUGUUUCAAAGAAGUGAUUCGAACGAGCAGUGUGAAACCAGCCAGCUGAUUAACCGGUAUUUGCCGGUGGUGGUCCAGGACGAUGGUGUUUUGCCCCGUUGGAUUUGCCCAGGCUGCCACAUACAGCUCGAAUCGACGGCACAAUUUUUCGAGAUGAUUCUCAAGGGUCAGCAGAUCAUCUCGGAGUUGCUGCAGCAGGAGCGGCAAGCCCAAGAAGCGCUGCAGAACGCCUCAAAACUCGCUCGCGUCGAUGAUCUAGGGCAGCUGUAUGACACACUGGAUCAAGCAAAGUGGAACGAACUUUUUGGCAAACCGGAUUUAGAAACGUCCGAUAGGGAUAACUUGUUGGUACCGUUGGAACUGUUCGAGCUAGAAGAUUUGCUCAAGCAAGGCGAUAACAACCCGGAACAACAGGCGGCUCACGUAGAGCCUGCUCAACAAGAUGACGUGAAAGUAGCGAAACACUUGGAGGUUAAAGAAGAACUACCCCGGCAAGUUUCGGAAGAGAUAACCGUAGAAUAUGAGGGUGCUGAAAAGGAUUGGAUCGUUAAAUCAGAGAUGACAAAGAUGAAUGCUCGUCUAAUUGGUUACAUUCAAAACCAGAACAAAACGGAAAUCGGCAGUCUGGUGGUGAUGGAAGGAGCGAGCAAAAAGAAGCGAACGAAUACCAAGUUCGUCUGCGACAUCUGUAGCAAGAUUUUCGCGCAUGAAUUCCCCUACAUUAAGCAUCGCAAAACACACAGUAUUCUGUUCGAAUGUUCCGUGUGUUUGCUUAAGUUUGGGUCCAGCGUGAAAUUGACGGUACACCAAAAAGAAACGCAACACAUUGGGAAAGGAAUUGUCGAAGGAUUGCAGCUGGCAGAUGAUGGUGAUGUAUCGGUGGAAGGAGCCACCGAGCAAAACGAGCCAAAGGGCAACGCGUACGCUUGUGAUAACUGUGAAGAUACGUUCCCGGAGUUGACCACCGUACUUAAGCACGAAGAAACGGUACACGCAGGCGAAAACCGUUCAUUCGUGUGCAGCGCUUGUAGAAAGGAGUUUCGCGAGAAGUAUUUGCUCCAAAAGCACCAGGAAACGCAUGUGGAAGAACGGUCACAUCAGUGCGGGGUUUGUGGGGCGGCCUUCAAGACCAGUUCCUCGCUAUCGAAGCACGCGCAAUCGCAUGCCGACAAGAAACGGUACCAGUGUACGAUGUGUAGCCAGCGGUUUGCCUACAAGACCAGUCUCGACUUGCACCUGAACUGGCACAAUGGUGUGAAACCGUACGAGUGCGAGUUCUGCUCGAAACGCUUCUCGCAGCGCGGCAACUUGAAGGAACAUCUGCGGGUUCACUCGGGCGACAAACCGUUCAGCUGCGACGUCUGUCCGGCGACGUUUUCGACGAGCUCGCAGCAUCGGUUGCACCGCAGGCGGCAUGCGAACGAUCGGCCACACGGUUGCGAGCUGUGCAGCAAGACGUUCAUACUGCUCGAGAACUACAAAACGCACAUGAGGCGCCAUCGGAACGAGAAACCGUACGCCUGUGAGGAAUGCACCCGUGCGUUCACCGAACGGUGGGCCCUCCGGAAGCACAUCCGGACGCAUACGCGCGAAAAACCUUACACCUGCAAUUACUGCGCGAAACCGUUUUCGGACUCGUCUAACCUCAUGCGCCACGUGACGACCAUCCAUGAGAAGCAGCCAAAGUCGAAGAAGAAGCAGGUGCAGCCCUCAACGCUCGCAUCGGCAUCGAGCGACAUUCCUGAUGUCAAGCCCAUCGGUGGCACUCUCCCCGGGCUGGGGGUUAGCAUUGACGAGACGGACACGCUGGUGUCAUUGGCGGAGGAUGAGAUAUUGGCGCUGGAUACAACGGUCUACAUGGCCGAUCAUUAACCUUUCUGCUAUCACAUUGCCCGGGGUGAAGUAUUUCAUAAGUUACAAAUUUCCUCCCUGUUAGUGGGUCAGUAGUUCAGGAGCUUAAAUGGGAAUUAAUUUUACAAGCGACACGAAAUGCGAGGCUAGAAGGAAUCCUUUAUUUCCUGCCCGGAGCGUUCCCGAAGGAACCUCUUUCGCAAAAGCUUGUAGUGAGCAGUUUUUUACGAGAAGAUGUUACAACAAGAGGGACAUAGUACAGUAAGGUCCGAUUACUUUUCCCGUUACUGUCUUCGAAAGAGGAGCCUUUGUCGUAAAUUACGUUUCACUUGAAAGAUAGCCCACCCACCGCUAACGCCAGUUCAUCCACAGUCAUGCUACACACUUUGUCCUAUGUUGGUGAAAUUCGAAGCCUUUUUUUCACUGUGCUCUCAUUCAAGAGUGUAGCAAUUUUUCUCACUAUUCACCCACUGGAUUGGGACAACGUUGGUCAUUAUGUAAAUUUUCUCCUUUUCUAGAGAUUUUUUCCCAAUUCCAACCAUAACCCAAAGGAUAACCUGGCUCGGUAUGGGUCGUCGCUUAGGGCCCAUGGCGAAUUGGUUUAGGAAAGGGGAAGUAAUGUAAUCCGAUCCGGGCAAGGCAAGGCAUCUUUCACUUUCGCU
Messenger RNA from Anopheles coustani, 2540 nucleotides. RefSeq names its product zinc finger protein ZFP2-like. NCBI's taxonomy places the organism in Eukaryota, Metazoa, Arthropoda, Insecta, Diptera, Culicidae. Gene Ontology annotation, molecular function: RNA polymerase II cis-regulatory region sequence-specific DNA binding; DNA-binding transcription factor activity, RNA polymerase II-specific. The record is from RefSeq and is a predicted model, not a curated record. Gene Ontology annotation, cellular component: nucleus. The transcript is spliced from 3 exons. The coding region runs from base 181 to 1899 and encodes 572 amino acids. Gene Ontology annotation, biological process: regulation of transcription by RNA polymerase II.